Molecule: messenger RNA, 1296 nt
Organism: Lolium perenne
Lineage: Eukaryota; Viridiplantae; Streptophyta; Magnoliopsida; Poales; Poaceae
Source: RefSeq, a predicted model, not a curated record
AUGGAAGGGAUUGCUUCGACACUGAAGAUGAUUUCAUACGACGAAGACAGUGAUGAAGUUGUAAGAACAAGGAGAACAAAGCACAAAGUUUAUGAUGAAAAUACAGAGGUGAAAGAGUUUGAGGUUGGUCAUGCUUUCCAUGAUAGCGGACAGUUCAAGCAAGCACUUGCCAAUUAUGGAUUAAAAGAACGGAAGCACAUAAUAUUUCCCAAGGAUGAGAGGAAAAGAGUGUUAGCCAAAUGCAGUUGGGUUGGUUGCAACUGGAGACUAUAUGGGUCAGUAGUUCCUAGUAGGUCAUCAUGGUUCACAAUGAGCAGGUACAAUAAUGUGCACAAUUGUGUACCAAGGAGGGACAACAAGUUGGUUACUAGCACAGUAAUAGCAGACAAAUACUUUAGGGACAUCAAGGAUAAUCCUGGUUGGAGGAUUGAGAAGAUGCAGGAGGCAGUGCUCAAAGAUUAUCUUGCUGAUGUAAGUGAAUUGAAAUGCAAGCGAGAAAAAAGGAUAAUUAUGGAGAGAAUUGUUGAUGGAACAAAUGGAGAAUACAAUAGAGUGUAUGACUAUCAUAUGGAACUGGUAAGAAGCAAUCCUGGAAGCACAGUGGCAGUCACAUUAAACCCUGAUGAAACCGACAAGCCUGUGUUCGAAAGAAUGUAUGUCUGUCUAGAGGGUUGCAAGAGAGGUUUUCUUGCUGGCUGUCGUAGAGUCGUUGGGCUUGACAGAUGUUUCCUAAAUGGUGCAGUUCAUGGAGAGAUCUUGUGUGCCAUUGGCAGAGAUCCAAACAACCAAAUGUACCCAAUUGCAUGGGCUACAGUUGAAGGAGAAAACCAUUACAACGGGUACUGGGUUUUGUCACUACUGCAGAAAGACAUACAGAUUAAUAACCAAGGUGAUGGAUGGGUUAUCAUAUCUGAUCAGCAGAAGGGCCUUAUUAAUGCCGUCAAUGAGAUAAUCCCAGAGGCUGAACACAGAAUGUGUGCAAGACAUAUCUAUGCAAAUUGGAGAAAGAAGCACAGAGACAAGGCAUUCCAAAACCCUUUUUGGGCUUGUGAUAAGUCUAGUGACAAAAUCCAGUUCAACUAUAAUAGGGCUAAGCUUGCUCAGAAAACACCUGAUGGUGCACAGGACAUGAUGAAGACUGCUCCUCAGCAUUGGUGUAUAGCCAAUUUUAGGCUUGGUUCCUAUUGUGAUUCUAUCAAAAAUAAUCUAUGUGAGUCAUUUAACAAUGCAGUUAUGAGAGCGAGAUUUUCCAGUAAUAUCUUCAAUGGAAAUCAUGAGGAGAAAGGUUAUGGCUAG